UCAUUUUAUUUCUCUCUGGAUGAACACAGUGGAUGUUUUUGCAUGUGUUACUGUGUUGGUGGAGGUCACAGUUUUACCACUCGGAAUUCAUCUGGAUGCGUAAAUCUGUGGAGGAGCUGUUAAAGUUGUUUUACUCCGCAGCGUGCCGCCUGGAUCAGACCUCGCCUUCUUGCUGCUGCUGUUGAACAUAUUUAUCACAAUCUAAUCACUGCAUUGUUUUUGCGGGAUUGCACCGCAGCUACACGCACUAUGUGGCGAAGUGAAUGGCGUGCUGGUGGUAGCUGUUAGACGUUUAUCGGCUUUUUUGGUUUUAAACACCGUGCCUUGGCGGAAAGGAGAGGAUUUCGUUUUAUUUAAGGUCAACUGAGGAUGAAUGAGCAGGAGAGUGGGGUGGUAUCCUUUGAUGAAUAUGUGCGGCAAAAGGCCCGCACUGUGCCUCAGCACAGGAUGAAGGAGUUCCUGGAGUCUCUCGCCAAGGGCCCAGAGGUGCUGCAGGAGUUCAGCCAGCAGGGAGGGGCAGCAGCCACCACCACAGCCAUGGUGUACCAGCAGCAGGGCGCCAACUAUGUGUAUGCAGACAACACAGAGGUGGCUGGCUCUCUCCUGGAGCUGGCCUGUCCGGUGCAGGUGACCUCAGCGGAGAUCUCCCCUCAUCUACAUCAAGAGUCUGAACAGCAGCUUCAGGUGCAGGUGCAGAUUCAGGAACAACAGGGCCAAACAGUUGGCCAGGUUCUUCAGGUGGCCUCUGCCUCUCAGCAGGACCUGCAGGGAAUCUCAACAGCCCAUCUGGUCCAGCAGGGAGAGCUCACAGAGGAGCAGCAGCAGCAGAUUCAGGCGCAGCUGGUUGCAGCUGUAGCUGGAGGACAACAAAUCCAGUUGUCGAGUGGACAACAAAUCCAGUUUCAAGGAACACAACAUAUUCAGUUGCCAGGCGGCCAGCAAAUUCAACUUCAGGCUGGACAACAGAUUCAGCUACAGGGUGGUCAGCAAAUUCAGCUACAAGAGGGCCAACAAAUCCAGCUGCAAGGUGGACAACAAAUCCAGCUGCAAGGUGGACAACAAAUCCAGCUGCAAGGUGGACAACAAAUUCAGCUACCAAGUGGCCAACAGAUCCAGAUUCAGACCAUCGAGGCCAUGUCUCCUUCGCAGCAACAGGACUCUCCCAGGGAGGCAGAGAGGAGGUCUGCCCCUCUCUCAACUGUUCUCCAACCUGCCAAGAAGCGCAAGGUGGAUGUCCCUCUAUCUGUGUCCUAUACUGUGCCACAGGGCCAGCAGGUGGCCACGGUGCUAGCCAUCCCUCAAGGGCAGCAGCAAAGCUACGUGUCUCUACGGCCAGAUCUGCUCACUGUCGACAGCGCUCAGCUGUACAGCACUACAGGAACAAUCACAGGUCCCACAGGUGAGACGUGGACGAUCCCUGUAUACUCCACUCCACAGCAGCAGGGGGUCACUCACAUUGCCAUACCACAGGACACAUACAGCACAGUGCAAGUUACCACCACCAACGGAAAGGACAAAAUGUCCCCCAGUUCCACAUCAAGGUCCGCAGAUGUGCAGCCGGCCUCCGCUGGGACACAGGAAGAAAUCGUACAGACCCUGCAGUUCAUGAACGGAAACAUUCACAUCCCUGUGGCAGUGCAGACUGUCGGAGGGACUUACAACACUACACAGUCUGUACACAUAUGGGACCCAAAUCAACAGCAGAGCCAAGGAGAAGAGGGACAAGAGCAGCAGCUCCAUCUGCAGGGUCACAUAGAGACGGAUGCUCAUGCUGAACCACCCACAGAGAUUAUGGUUCCUGUCUCCUUAAAGCCAGAGGAAGGCCUGGAGGUCUGGCGCCUUUGGGUGACGAGAAAAAACGCAGAGCUAAAUAAGCAGGAAAAGACAAAGCUCGCACCAAUAGGACGUCGUCAGCCACUACGUUUUCAAGAAGACUUGGUGUCCAGCGCCGUGGCUGAGCUAAACUUGGGUCUUUCCCUGAUGACACAGGAGGCACGAGGAUCAGGCGAAGAGCAAUUCACAGCCGAUGUUCUGUAUUAUGUUUUCUUGUGCAUACAAAAGUAUCUUGCUGAAAAUGGACGUGUGGACGAUAUCUUCUCUGAUCCGUAUUACACACGUUUUUGUGGGUGUCUACACAAAAUCCUUGAUGGCUGGAAACCUAGUGUCCAUCCUUUAGGUUAUGUCAUUCCAAGUCACGUGACAGAGGAGAUGCUGUGGGAGUGUAAACAGCUUGGUGCACACUCGCCAGCCACAUUGCUGACAACUCUAAUGUAUUUCAACACCAAGCAUUUCCACCUGACGACACCUGAACAGCACAUGAAAGUAGCUUUCUCAAAAGUCCUAAGACACACGAGGAAGAACCCCGCGAACACCAAGGACAAAGCAACCAGUAUCCGCCUUCUCAAAGGACAAGGUCCCCACAGCGCAGCACAGAAAGGAUGUGAUGACAUGUAUGAAGAGCAGAUCGAGGAUCCUGAGAAUCCUCUUCGCUGCCCCAUUAAACUUUACGACUUUUAUCUCUUCAAAUGUCCUCAAAGUGUCAAGGGACGUAACGAUGUGUACUACAUGACUCCAGAGCCGGUCGUCGCACCAAACAGCCCGAUGUGGUACUCAUCUCAGCCCCUCACGAUUCAGCAGGUGGAGAGCAUGCUGGCUCGUAUCGUCGUGGUCCGAGAGAUCCAGGAGAUCAUCAGCCAUCAUGAGGUAAACUGAGAGGGACUGACUGGACUGGUGGGAACUGGUUGUUGACUAUGCAGUAUCCAUCCCGACUCUAUAAACCUCAACGACAUCAUCUCAAAUCCAGUCGAACAACCUCGGAAACAAUCAUCCAUUCUCUCUGAGGAGCGCAUCAUGAAAAAUUUUUCUUUUCCUGUUUUCAGCUGAUGGGUUGGACUGUUCUUUCUCUCGUUUACCUUUAAAAGCCAUCACCUCUGUAACCUUUAAACUGGCACGUACGGGAGAUUUUCCUCUCACCUGCUGGACUGUGAUCCACCUCCUGCCCUCUGAGCUCAGCAGAGGCGGCACACUUUCUUGUAAAAGUAUCAAUAUGAUAUGAGGAUAUUUAACCCUUCACUACUUAACCUCACAGACCGUUUACCACAUCUUCAGAGUCCCACUAUGAUACAUCUUAACGGACGAUUACAGGGACCACUGCUCACAACUUUUUGUAUACCGACUGUGGAUCACAUAUUGUUACGUUCAAUGCUGAUGAACUUGUGCCUGUUUUUCAAAAACGACGUCAUAAUUUAUGCUUGUGGAUUAAUGGAGUGAGUUUGAACCUCAGAUAUUCACAAGGUCAAAGUGCUAUAUUAUAGUCGUUCAGGAGAUUGGAAACAUUUUUCUCAGGUCAAAGCUAGACAUUUGAACACCCAUCGAGGAUUUUUGCCAACGUAUUCCUGUAUGUAUGUAUGUAUGUAUAGUAGGUGAUUAAACAGGACAUGCAGAUGGAAA
This is a messenger RNA of Plectropomus leopardus (leopard coralgrouper), 3450 nucleotides long. Lineage: Eukaryota; Metazoa; Chordata; Actinopteri; Perciformes; Serranidae. The record is from RefSeq and is a predicted model, not a curated record.